CUGCGGGAGCUCGGGGGGCGACGAUGAAUUGGCCAUCUAAAUUGCAAACCGGCAAAUGGCCUUUACCUGCUACCCAGGGUCAAUCUCCUCCUCGGUGUGGCCCACAGUUCCCCAACCUUGGCCAGGAACCUCCUGAGCUCAGCAUGUACAGUGACUGUUACUACCCUCCACCUUCACUGCCAAGUCCUCAACGUACUGCGCCGACCUCCUACGACCUGAGUGACUACACCACCCCUCCCCCAAACCCUUACCUCUGGUUCAACAGCGCCGGGAUCAACACGCCAUCGUAUCUGGCUACCACCGGCCCGCCAGGAAACCCCGGCCCUCCCUUUGUUCCUCAGCACUAUGGCAUGCAGAGGCCUUACUUAGGUCCGGCUGGAGCUGGGGGUCCUGGAGGAGAGCUGAGCUGGUUCUCUCUUCCCUCACAAGAAGACUUGAUGAAGCUGGUCAGGCCUCCGUACUCCUACUCCGCUCUCAUUGCCAUGGCUAUCCACGGAGCACCGGACAGGAGACUGACACUGAGUCAAAUUUACCAGUAUGUCGCUGACAACUUCCCUUUCUACAACAAGAGUAAAGCAGGCUGGCAGAAUUCCAUCAGACACAACCUGUCACUCAAUGACUGCUUCAAAAAAGUGCCCAGAGAUGAAGAUGAUCCAGGAAAGGGCAACUACUGGACUCUUGACCCAAACUGUGAAAAGAUGUUUGAUAAUGGAAACUUCCGCCGCAAAAGAAAGAGAAAGUCUGACUCCCUCUCCACUGGUGAUGGCAGUCCCGGGGCUCCAGAUUCAGGUGACAGUGAGAGAGGCAGCCCCAAACAUUCUGGUAACCCUGCUCUUGACAUCGACCCUACACCAGAAAGGAUCCCCUCCCCUUCGUCGUCAGGCCCUGCACCGUGUCUGAGCAGCUUCUUAUCCGAGAUGUCUGGCGUGAGCUCUGGAGGAACGAAUGAGGUGGGGGGUGAUGGGUUAAGCAGGCCACUGCCUAUUAACCUUCCUUUAGAUGGCCCUCACAGAUCCACACAGCCUGGAAGUUUCAGUAGCUACUCCUCUAGCUCCGGCGCCCCAGAGUGGGUAUCACAAGUGCCAGCUCCCCCUAUUCUCUCCUCAUCACCUACUCACUCUUCUUUAGGGUACACUAGCCCCAUCCUCAACCAGUUCAAUGGGUCCAGUGGGCAUUUCUACCCUACACUGGGCUCAACCGGAAUCAUCUAUCACCGUGAGGGCACAGAUCUGUAAUAAGACAUUAGGGGUGAAAUGUUUGGUUUGAAAAGACUCUUUUCUUUGUACCUGUUUGGUCACUUUUGUCUUGUAGAGGUUCUGUUCUGUGAAAGACAAUACACAUGCACAUACACACAAACACACAGAUUAUGUUUGCGCUGACUUAGACAGUUGAGAUCACUAUAGCGUGUGACAACAGAGUAAAACAGCUCUGAUUCCCACAGAAACAGCUGAGUCAGACACAGCAGACUACAAGCAUCACUGUAGUCAGCUUGGCUAUCAGGCCUUGGUCAGCUUUUAUUCUAACCAGAGCUAGUCCAUAUCAGAUCUGACUCAUUAUUAACAAAUCCUAGAUCUGAUCUGCUGACAUCAGCCCAUUCUCGACUGCCAUCUGCAAUUCUUUGAUGGUUCCACCUAUACAAUAGUUAAAUCACACUAUUGUCUAUGUAGUGUGCGGUGGUUACGUAGGUAAUAGGUAAUAAUUAAACUGGUUUUAGUCCUAUCACUAGACAAUAUGAUGACCCUAUAGUCUUGAUAUAAAAGUCAUAUGUGUACUUUGUAAAUACAUGUUGUGUAAUGUUAUCCAUUUACAUAGUUGGCUUGUUGGUGCAAAUGUCAUAGUACAAAAUGCAUUCU
This is a messenger RNA of Monopterus albus (swamp eel), 1853 nucleotides long. It is a transcript of the gene foxi3b, whose product is annotated as forkhead box I3b. Gene Ontology annotation, molecular function: RNA polymerase II cis-regulatory region sequence-specific DNA binding; DNA-binding transcription factor activity, RNA polymerase II-specific. Lineage: Eukaryota; Metazoa; Chordata; Actinopteri; Synbranchiformes; Synbranchidae. Bases 24 to 1235 code for a protein of 403 amino acids. The record is from RefSeq and is a predicted model, not a curated record. The transcript has 3 exons. Gene Ontology annotation, biological process: cell differentiation; regulation of transcription by RNA polymerase II; anatomical structure morphogenesis.